Meira miltonrushii is the source of this 786-nucleotide messenger RNA. Its product is annotated as putative mitochondrial ribosomal protein S19. Bases 120 to 398 code for a protein of 92 amino acids. Gene Ontology annotation, biological process: ribosomal small subunit assembly; translation. Gene Ontology annotation, cellular component: cytosolic small ribosomal subunit; ribosome. Lineage: Eukaryota; Fungi; Basidiomycota; Exobasidiomycetes; Exobasidiales; Brachybasidiaceae. The record is from RefSeq and is a predicted model, not a curated record. The transcript has 3 exons. Gene Ontology annotation, molecular function: RNA binding; structural constituent of ribosome.
AAAAAAAAAAAGACUGAGUUUCACGUGUGACACUAGAGCAGCCAGGCUCAAUUGCCUAAGAAAUUGUUCAUAACCACCUUCUUCCUCCUUGUCAUCAUCAACAACGUGCCUUGAUCAGUAUGAUACCGACAUCAAUAGCGAGAGCUCGAUCGGCGUGGAAGGGACCAUUCUUUGUUGCAUUUCCUAAUCUCGCACAAGCAUUAAAGAAUAACACACCUAUUCGGACGAAUGCAAGGUCAUGUACAAUCCUUCCAAACUUUGUCGGUCUGAAAUUCUUGGUUCAUAAUGGCAAGGAUCACAUUCCAAUCUCUGUCACUGAAGAAAUGGUCGGUCAUAAGCUUGGAGAAUUUGCACCGACACGUAAACGUUUUAGCUACCGUCUGACAAAGAACAGAUGAUCGGACGACAAUCACAAAAACAAAACAGUUGCAUCGCUUACAGUAUAUGCAACUAUCUGUCAUUAUUACGUUGUAUUUUUAAUCGAUUCGUUCAGCCUACAUUGCAAAUUCUCAGCAGCUAUGCCGCAACAAAAGAUACAAUCAUCUACUCAGGCAUGGAUGAUGGGGUCUCAAUGCGAGUCAGCAGUCUACAUUGAUGCGAUAAAGACGCAAAAUUUACAAAAUCUGAUUCAGGUAAUCUCAGCUCUGCUAUCUUACAACUUUGCUUUCUCGUCGGCCUUGCUCAUAUCUCGUAAGAAUCUACGAAGGAUCUUUCCAGAUGGAUUCUUUGGAAUCUCAUCCAAGAAAAUCACGCCUCCUCUCAAACGUUUAUAAUUGGUAACUUUGG